This is a messenger RNA of Grosmannia clavigera kw1407, 1698 nucleotides long. RefSeq lists its product as uncharacterized. The transcript has 2 exons. The record is from RefSeq and is a predicted model, not a curated record. Bases 1 to 1698 code for a protein of 565 amino acids. Lineage: Eukaryota; Fungi; Ascomycota; Sordariomycetes; Ophiostomatales; Ophiostomataceae.
AUGCCGUCCCUCCACAUUCACCUGCCCUCUGCGGCCUCACGACAGCCCGCCUCCCCAUCGCCAUCCUCACGCCACCCCAUCGUGUCCGCCAACUCCACGACCUCUACGGCCUCUACCUCCUCUUCUGUCGCCCUGCGCCGCUUCUGGUCCCCUUCACCGUCCUCGCCCGCCUCUCCGACGACCUCGGCCCAGACCCAGACCCAGUCGGCUCCCUCUUCCCUUCACCUCAACGAUGACCUCUUGUCCCGCAUCCAGCAGUCACGCUUUCAGCCAGAGUCGGCCCUCUUCACCCUGAUCCCGCCCCUGGUCGACGCUGCUGCCGGCACUACGGUUGUCCCGGCUUCGUCUAUCCGUCGUCUGCUUGCCGACCUCUGCUGGCUCGCCCGCCACCUGCCGGCUGUUCUUUCUGCCACGGCUGAGCCCACCCUACACACCGUCCUGCACAUCGCCCUGACCGUCGGUAGUGCUACCCUGCUGCUGUGGACACCGCUGCUGCUGGCCUGUCUGCCGGGCUGCCUCUUCAUCGGCUGGCUCGUCACCAUCGGCUUGGGCGCACGACUGGCUUCGGCACCGCUCAACACGGCCCUCCCGGCCGUCUUCCACAGUCCCUGGGCCUCGGAGGACGAUGCAGACGUUGAACAGGACGAGCAUUGGUUCUUUGUCAGCGGCAUCGGCAUCAGUUCUGGCUCCCUCGCCGUCAUGAUGCCGCGCCUCGCCGCCGUCUUUGGCCGGCCCAUCACGCUCAUCCGCCCUGGCCGGUCUUAUGGCGUCUUUCUCGACCUCGCCCGCGCUUUUCUGCACCGCUUGGACAGUCGUUUGCCCGUCUCCGGUGCCGACGCCCUGCAUUCGGCGGUGCGCCAGUCUCUUCGGCCGAUGCCGUCGUUGUCUUCGUCCACGAGCAGCCGCGGCCGCCGCGUCGUCAUUCUCGCCCACAACGCCGGCGCCAUUGCCGUCUCCCAGGCUCUUGCCCGGCUCCUCGUCGACGUCCCCCCCGCCUGGCUCGCCCGCCUCGAGAUCUACACCUUUAGCUCUCUGGCCUCCGACUUUGCUCUGCCCGCAGGCUUCUCGACUACCACCACUCCCCACGUCGAGCACUUUGCUCUCGCCGAUGACCCCUUUGCCCGCUUCGGCAUCUUGCGGACCGUCCGCGAGGACCUCUCUGUCCGCUGCUGUGGUGGCGUCUUUGUGCUGGGCGAAUCAGGCCGGCCGCGAACGCCGCCGCUAACCAUAUCUUUUCACUCUUCUCGCUUCCACAUGGAGGACUACCUCACCACCCUCUUCGGGCCCGAGCCCUGGUCCAUGCGUCCCGACAUUCACGAGGGCGGUGCGGUGCAGCGCCGAGACACCGGCCUCCUCGACGCCGUCGUCACCGUCGACCGCGACCUUGCCGAGAAGCGUGAGAUGCACGCCCUCGUUCAGGCUGCGCCGUGGCCGUCAACCAGAAACCGCCUCAGCUGGACCGGUCUCGGCGCCACGGCCGCUGUAGACGACACCAUCCGCAAAAGGGAUGACCCUUCCCAUCCAUAUCACCAACAGAAGCGCCAGGGAAUUCUGGGAAUUCUGGGCCUCGAAACGGCCCGUCGGCUGUGUCGCGACUACAACAACAGGCCUGGUCGUGCUAUCAGUCGGUUGUUUGGCCACUAUGCCGAUGCUGUCGUGCGCCAUGAAGAGCGCUACGGACCACGUGGUAUGCUAUAG